Alternaria ventricosa is the source of this 1671-nucleotide messenger RNA. RefSeq lists its product as uncharacterized. The record is from RefSeq and is a predicted model, not a curated record. The transcript has 3 exons. The coding region runs from base 1 to 1671 and encodes 556 amino acids. Gene Ontology annotation, molecular function: DNA-binding transcription factor activity. NCBI's taxonomy places the organism in Eukaryota, Fungi, Ascomycota, Dothideomycetes, Pleosporales, Pleosporaceae. Gene Ontology annotation, biological process: regulation of DNA-templated transcription.
AUGACGAGCUCAGAAUCAGAACAGACGCAGACAUCACGGAAGCGCUCACGCAGGAGGGACAGUGGCGAUGACGGUGGUGCUGGAGGAAAGAAGGCUAGGGGCCGUCCACGGGUAGACACACAGGACGCCACGGCUGCAGAUGUGAGUGGAGACGCAACAACUCAGAUCCGGCUUGCGCAGCGUGCGUAUCGCCAGCGGAAGGAAACCACCAUCGCAUCGUUGAAGAGUCAAAGCACACAGCUCCACUCGAUUAUCGAGCAGAUGAACAAGGCCUUUCUAAAGCUAAACGAAUCCACCAUCAAGUCAGGUCUGUUACAGCUGAAUCCGACUUUGGCCCAAGAGUUCAAGCUGGUAACGGAGACGUUCGCGAGCUUGACAAAGACAGCCAACGAAGGCCAGUACGAGGGAGACGAAGAUGGUGAACACGGCGAACAAGGAAUCGAAGGGAAUGGUGCACCGAAGCUAGCCGAACCGGAGCCUGAAGUGCAACACAUUGGAUGGGGUUAUUCUGCAAUUCCGAAACAAGCUGCUGAGAAGCGUCCGCAGCCACAAUUGUCAACACCGGAUAGCUACCUCGCCCACAUUAGUGCUGCUUAUGGCAAUGUGGACUCCCGUAGGAGCGAUCUGGUGGGAUGCCGUCAGUUUGGCGCUGGUUCGGUCUUCGACCAGUCGCACCGAUCUUCGCAGCCUCCAGCAAUUAACCGUGUCUUCAAGCUCUCUCUACCCUAUGAAACCCUCGAUCAAAUACGAAGCCGGUUUCGAACUAUAAUGACCCGUGGCAUUGACGAAGACCUGGAUUGGUGGGAGUCGCCAUUCCUCCAUCUCGGUGGUGCAGGGACUCAUUAUCCGCGACGGGACCCUGCCGGCAACGCGAAGCCUGUGAGAAACGGAUGGAACGUACGGCAAAUUGGGCCAGCAGAGAACAAAGUGCUCAUUAUAGAGAAUACAGAAGACGGCAGGAGUGAAGAGCUACGCGGCGUAGACCUCCGUGGAUACGAGGGGGAAUGGUUCGAUUGUUACGACGUACAGGGCUACUUGGAAGAAAAGUACUCGUGCAAGCUCGACCCGAAGAGCUCGUUCGCCGAGUGUGUUAUCGAAGUUGCCGACGAAGAACUGUCCAGAGCCCCCAACAGUUCACUACGGCAACGGCCACACAACGCGACGAGUCUGCCUCCUCUUCACCAGAACUCCGCAAACGCAUCGACAGCUCCGUCAACCACCUCGACAAACCCGCCAAAUAACUCUUACAAUAUCGCCGAUGGUGGAGCUUUUGGGCUAGAUCUGUCUUUCGGGAACACUGGUGAAUUCCCUAGGCUUGUCAACUAUGAAAUCUCAUAUGAUCAGACCUUGGGUUUGGAUCUCGCACCUGGGUAUGAUUAUGGGUUUUCGCAUACACCUACCUUUCACAUGGACAAUAUAGAUUUGGGCAUGAACAUGAUGAGCGACGUAGCGGCAGCUUUACCAGUGGUGAGGCAGAAACGGAAGAAGACUGCCUGGCUAGACGUUGCGAAGUUGAUUGAUGGUGAGUGUACACAUUCAAGAGAAGUCGACAUUGGACUGACAAUUCCGACAGAGAUCAUUAUACAUGGCGUGUGUCUCGGGCGGUCACCAGGGUAUAGGCGCAAGGACGUUGAUGCAGCGGUACAAAAGGCUUUGGUGCAUGACCAUUAG